AUGGAAGCCGUCACAAGGACCGUGUUCGCCAUUGCCAACAGCUGCCCCGCGUCAAGUAGCAUGCCUCCAAAGGACGAAGGGAAGUGCAUUUCCAUGCACCAGCCCUGGGCCUCGCUGCUGGUCCACGGCGUGAAGAGGAUCGAGGGGCGCAGCUGGCCCACGGACCUGCGGGGACGCCUGUGGGUCCAUGCCACCGCCAAGGCGCCAGAUCCGCAGCACGUGCGAGAGGUAGAGGCAUUGUACAGGACGAUUUACGAGAUGGAGGGGAAGACUGUUCGAUUCCCGGAGUCAUAUCCAUCGGGCGUGCUUCUGGGUUGUGUUGAGGUGGUGGACUGCCUGCAGGGAACAGAUGUGGAGGGUUGGGAGGGGCUGCCAGACUCGAUAAAGUUGGAGGUUGGCUCUCCAUACUGCUUUCUCUGUGAGCAGCCGCAGCGGCUGCUGGUUCUCCAUCCUGUGAGGGGAUGGCCAGGAAUAUGGAAGCUGCCAAAGAAGAUCGUUGACACUGCUGGUGUCGGCCUUGCGAGGCCCACCUGUGUUGAGGGAGAGCAUUCCUGGAAACGCUUUGGCCGGCCAAAGGUGUCUCUCCAAGGACAACGGCCCACCAGUGGAAGAGAGAACAUGUGGAAGGAGAAGUAUGGGAAUGCCCUGAACAGAGGUGGUGUGGGUCAGUGA
Messenger RNA from Ostreobium quekettii, 672 nucleotides. Lineage: Eukaryota; Viridiplantae; Chlorophyta; Ulvophyceae; Bryopsidales; Ostreobiaceae. The record is from the annotation of a GenBank genome assembly.